GAGUGGCGACGGAGCUGUCAAACACCAACAAUCGCUUGAAAUAUUAUUCCGGGCGGUACAGAAAACAUCGUACUUUGCCCCUUUUUUUGUGUUCAAGAACCACGACAGGAAACUUCGAGUUCAUUUUGAGAAACUUUAACACCGUUUGGACGAGAAACUUCCCUGUUUUUUUUUUUUUAAAUGUCUGUUGCUGGAUAUUGGCUCUAGUUUUGUUGACAAACUAGCCAGUCAGCUAGUCCCUUGAGCUAGCUACGUGUUUUCAACUUUGCUGCUUCUGGGGAUACGCUUGUCGUUUUCUAUACAUGCCAAAGGGGAAAGGCAUGGGACCCAGCUUGGAUGGUUAUUGCAAACGUCUCUACGUAAUAAAAACCGGGCUCCGAGGUCUCAGCAUACAACGUUCAAACAUGUGAAAACUCUCUCAUCCUGACUGACUUCCUCCUCACAACCAGUAAGAUCUGGAUGAGUAGGAAACACCUUGGAUCCAGCCGGGGUGCAUCACCAGGGCCGCCCUAGGCACCGUUUUUAAUCUGCAGUAUAUGUGUGUGACACAUUUUCUCCCAGGACACACACUGAGUCAACACCGUGCUGCCGCGGAGCACCCGGCGUCACUAAAACAAUCCCGUCCUCUUGUCAUGUGGGGACAUUGCCGAAACAGGCCCACAUUACCCUCACUGGUGUCCCGAGCUUCCACAUCGCCAUGGACCGGAAUAAACGCAACUCCAUCGCUGGGUUUCCUACACGAACAGAGCGAAGUAAUGAGGACAGAGAUGGUGGAGGAGGGGUAGGUGGCGGCGAGAUGGGCAUGGGUCCACCACCACAGGUGGGCAGGGUGUGGCCGUCGUCGUACAGAGCCCUCAUCAGUGCCUUCUCUUGCCUCACACGCCUCGAUGACUUCACCUGCGAGUGGAUCGGCUCUGGAUUCUUCUCUGAUGUCUUCAAGGUUCGUCAUCGAGCUUCAGAUCAGGUCAUGGCUCUGAAGAUGAACAAACUGAGCAGCAACAGAGCCAACAUGUUGAGAGAGGUCCAACUAAUGAACCGGCUUUGUCAUCCAAACAUACUCAGGUUCAAAGGAGUGUGUGUCCACGAGGGUCAGCUUCACGCUUUGACAGAGUACAUCAACGGUGGAAACCUGGAGCAGCUUCUAGACAGCAACAAACACCUGAGCUGGCCAACGCGGAUGAAAAUGGCCUGUGACAUCGCCAGCGGUCUGGCGUACUUGCACACCAAAGGCAUAUUCCACCGGGACCUCACCUCCAAGAACUGUCUGAUUAAAUGUGAAGACAGCAGCUACACGGCGGUGGUGGGAGACUUCGGCCUGGCAGAGAAGAUCCCCACUAAUCUUGCUGAACGAGAGAAGCUCUCCGUGGUUGGUUCUCCUUUCUGGAUGGCUCCGGAGGUGCUGAGAGACGAAUCCUACAACGAGAAGGCCGAUGUGUUCUCCUACGGUAUAAUCCUGUGUGAGAUCAUUGCAAGGAUUCAGGCUGACCCCGACUUCCUCCCCCGCACCGAGAAUUUCGGCCUGGACUACCACACGUUCCAGCACAUGGUCGGAGACUGUCCGCCUGACUUCCUCCAGCUGGCUUUCAACUGCUGCAAUAUGGACCCUAAACUCCGUCCAUCCUGCCACGACAUCGUCAGACACCUCGAGGAGAUUCUCGCUCGUCUUAAAGUCGAAGAGCUGGUGCACGAGUGUGUCCCGCUCACUGUGGACAACGACAAGAAAAGCAUCCCUAAAGGCGAGAAGGGUUUCAAACGGCUGAACCCUCUCGGUUUCCAGGAUGAUAAAAUCCCUCAGAAAUCCCCCCGACCGCGACGAAACAUCUGGCUCAGCCGCAGCCAAUCAGACAUCUUCUCCUGCAAACCAGGAAGAAAAGUCAACGUCCAGGACCCGUACUACAACCCCCCCAUCGCUCAGCGAGCCUCCAAAGCCCACAAGAUCAACCCGUUCACCGCCCGAGAGGACCUGUGCGGGGGGAAGAUCAAGUUCUUCGAUGUUCCAAGCAAGUCGGUCUUCUCGCUGGUGUUCGACCUCCACUCUCCUCCAGGGAGCGUGUUCAGUAACCAGCCGUCUUCUCACGGGGGACCCGGAGGGCCACAACAGGGGGCUUCUUACGACUGGCAGCAGCUGCCAGGAAGACAAUGUCACUCCUUACCGGUGUCCCCUCAGCUGCCCCGCUCUGAGGUUUUCAACCAGGCUGCUGCCGUCACCUACAAUAACAACGGUUCUGCUACCUGUAACUCCAGCCAGCUCUCCACGAUGCUGCCAGCUUUUAACUCUCGGUCCGACACGAGCCUGAUGGGAAACGACCGACCGAAGGCGGCCCUGAGCAGCUGGGUAAAGAAAUACGUCGUAGUCGAGAUCCCACCUUACUGCAGGCAGAGAGGAGGGGAGGAGGACGGAGAGGCGGAGGGGAGGAAGGUGGGAAACGGGGAGGACGAGUUUGGGGAGAGCUGGUCUCCGAUGGUCCCCAGCGGUGAGAGAGAGGGUGGGGAGGCCAUGGACUGCUCCUACAGCCUGGAGGAGGAGGAGGAGGCACGAGCGAGGGGGAACAGAGACCGGCUCGGUGUAACACAAAUGUAAAUCCCCACACACUCGCACACACUCUGGUGACAGGAGGAGACAAGGACGUUUUAACCCCUUAAAGGAUGAAGAUAGAGGCAACGGGAUCUAGUUUUUAAAAAGUAGACUGACAGACUGGAUGCAUUUCAAAAAUGUCAAAAGGACACUUGAUUUUUACCUUUCAAGUGAGUGUAUCACAUGUUGAUGAAUAAAUCAAGCACACCUGGUGUAGAGGAACGAGAUAUGAUCACACAGGUGGGGUGGGUCAAGCACACAGAACAGAGCUUCUAUCCACACAGGACACUCUGCAUAGAGAUUAUAUUUUGAAAAGGAUGUUUAUAUUUAAUAUUGUGAUGAUGUAGAUUAUUUUUCUGGAAACGUUUCUUACAUUAGGCGCCUUGUCUACGAUGAGGGGCAUCGAGGAUCCCUUGUGUUGUGUAUGUGAGUGUUUAAAAUCAACCCAUGUGUUUUGAUACUUCCUCCUUGUGGUCUUUCUUAGAAAAAAAAAGUGUUUAUACUAAAUCAAAAGCAUCUAAUAUUUUUGGGAUGAAUAAGACAGUGCUGAGACGUCCAUGAGAAAAUGAGAGGUGUUUAAUAAUAAUAACUGAGUGCCUGGAAAACGUUAAUGAGACAAAUCAGAAGACAAACCAAUCCCCGCCCAACCCUGAAUUAGAGCUGCAGUUUUAUAUUUCUCCUCCGGCUGAUUUAAAGGGAACUCUACCUGAUGAUGACUUUAAUAUAGGGUUGCAUUGAGUCCGUUACAUUUAAUCUCCUUCUCUCCUGAAGGUUGUAUUGCAUUUGUCUUGGGAUGUCAUUUUUGCAUUUCAUACUGACCUUGAAACGUCUGAAUUUCCUUGAACGCAUCAUGUUUCUACAACGGUCUCUUCUCACGGACUCUUUCCAAAUUGAAGCAACAACUCGUUUCUUUCCCUUUGAUGAGGUACGGCUUUAUAACAAUUUAAAGCAGGACUAUGUCACCUUUGAACAACAGAAUAACACAAGUUCUGUUUCAUAAACCUCCCCCCGUGACACUAGACAUUUGAACUUUCCUCGGGAUCAAUCAAGUAGCAGAAUCAGAAAUACUUUAUUAAUCCCAGGGGGAAAUUUGGUAUCUAUGUCUCUCUUCUGUACACUCAAGGAUUCAGCCCUUAACCCUUGGAACUGGAUGUGAUUUGUCACAUGAGCUAAAGUUAACUUAUGUUAGCAAAAUGUUUUGCUAUUGUUUAUCAUCACAAGAAGGGUAAGAAAGCCUUUAAUGCCUCCAGAAUAUAUCGAACCAAUUAUCUCAAAGAAAAUCUCUUGAAAUAAAUUCAUAUUUUAUAUUCCACAUGACACUUUGUAACACUGGGACUGUUGUUUGAAAGCUGCAGUCUAGCUUUCAUGUGUGAACGGAAGACAAAAACCCCUCAUUUUCUAUUUUCAUGAGUAAUACUUUCAGUCAAGUUAGAUAAACAGUAAACUGGUGACCUUCACAAGCUAAAAGGAGAGAGUUGGAUGAAUAAUCAUGAAUGAGCACAAGCUGGUCGUGCCUGAUGUCAAUCAGAAGUUACCAGCAAAACAUAAAUAAAACUGUGGAGUAAAAUGUUCUUUAAUUUCCCUUUUAUAAGAUAGUAGUAGAUAUUAUUUUCCCUCCUGUCGGAAGCUUACGUGUUAUUUGCAGUUUUUUGUAGACCGGUGGUUGGUGGCGACAUUUCUAUGAAAAAAAAAUCACAAGCUGGUCAAAGUUGAGUGACUUUUUUUUUUAUCACCCUGCAGUGAUCGGUCCAGAGACAGAAUUGCUAAAUGUUCUUGUCCGAUAAGCAGCAAACUAUUUUUGUUCAAGUUUAAUUGAGUAAACAGCUACAAUAGUCUGCGUCCAAAAUCGAUUGUAAUUGCAAAUUAUCGCCACAGGGGGGCGCAAAAGAUAAAGAAACCGAUGUCUUAAGAGUGCAACUUUAAAGUGACAUUCUGAGAUUUUUUAACCACCCCAGACUUUUACAAACACACUCCAGUGAACAUCUGAAUUAGACUUUCUGUCCCAGUGUAGUGUUUCUGUCGCGCUUCACAUGGAAGAGGUUAGAUGUGUACUUAACGGUAAUGGUGUUUCCCUUUCUUUCAUCAUUGAGUGUCAUUGAAAGGUUUCUAACAUCAGAUGUUUCAGACAUCCUGUACAUGUUCUGUCACACAUAAUGACUGUUAUGACAUUAAGAUUGAUAUUUUCUGGUAUGAUGAACCAUGUUUGCCUCCGCCUCAGCACUUGCUCUAGUUACAUUCUGCUGACGUCUUCAAAUGGAACUAAAAUGCACUUGUUCAUGGAUCUCCUUUAGAUUUCUUUCCACUUCCACUUUCUAUGCAACCAAUGCAACUUUCAAGACGCUGUUUUACAGUAAAAAGGAUCUAAUUUGAUAUUUAUGAGAAAGCAUUUUUAAUGUCUUACAUUUGUAUAUUUGUGUUUAAAGUUUGUGUUUUACCUUUCCUGAUGAAAACGUGUUUAAAUGAUUUUUUUCCGAUUACAUAACAAAGCUGUCUCGUGAAAAACU
Molecule: messenger RNA, 5079 nt
Organism: Labrus mixtus (cuckoo wrasse)
Lineage: Eukaryota; Metazoa; Chordata; Actinopteri; Labriformes; Labridae
Gene: tesk2
Product: testis associated actin remodelling kinase 2
Exons: 13
Coding region: 698-2581 (627 amino acids)
Biological process (GO): protein phosphorylation; actin cytoskeleton organization
Cellular component (GO): cytoplasm; nucleus
Molecular function (GO): protein serine/threonine kinase activity; ATP binding
Source: RefSeq, a predicted model, not a curated record